Magnolia sinica is the source of this 429-nucleotide messenger RNA. RefSeq names its product mannose-specific lectin-like. The transcript has a single exon. Lineage: Eukaryota; Viridiplantae; Streptophyta; Magnoliopsida; Magnoliales; Magnoliaceae. The record is from RefSeq and is a predicted model, not a curated record. The coding region runs from base 1 to 429 and encodes 142 amino acids.
AUGGUAUCAUCCAUUUGGGUUUUGUUAGCAACCACAUGGCUAGCCUCAUCCAUGCUGGUGGGAGCCGAGGACACCAUUUUCAAUGGAGAGAAGCUCUUAACAGAUCAGUUCAUAGAGAAUGGGCCCUACAAGUUCAUCAUGCAAGGUGAUUGCAACUUGGUGCUGUAUAACAAAGACAGGGCUCUGUGGCACACCAACACAGCAGGCCACGGCAACUCGUGCAACUUGCUCAUGCAGAACAAUGGCAACUUGGUUAUCUUCUCUGGCUCAGAUGUUAUCUGGUCUAGUAGUACUAGCCGUGGGCCUAACACCUACCGCUUGGUGGUCCAGUUGGAUGGCUACGUUGUUAUAUAUGGUGGCGCAACUUGGGCGACCAACACGGUGCAGAAAUCCACCAAGAGGAAGCUCAUCAUCGAGCCAUUGAUGUGA